AUGCGUUUAAAUGCUCUCGUGUUUUUGAGCAUCUUUUGUUGUUGUAUUUUUCAGUUCCUAUUUAAUUUCAGUUAUCCCUUUGUUAGGAGAAAAAGCCGGUCUCCUUCUCCUAGAUGGGACAGGAGCCAGUCCCCAAUUCCUAGGAGGCGUAAAAGCCCUCCAUCACCGAGGAGACAUAGAAGACGGCGAAGUCGAAGCAGCUCAAGUUCUCUUGUAAAUAACUCCAGCCCAAGUCAUGGAUCCGAACAGAACAGUUUAAUUGAAAAACAAAGGAAGGAAGAAGAAAAGAAAAGACGCCAAAAGGAAGCUGAACUUAAGUUGUUGGAAGAGGAGCUUGCUAGGAGAGUUGAAGAAGCUGUUAGGAAAAAUGUUGAGGAGUGUCUGAACUCUGAGGAAGUAAAAGAUGAAAUAAAACGCCGAGUUGAGGAAGGUAUCAAAAAGUUAUUUGAUGAGGUUGAUGCUCAGCUACAAAAAGAAAAGCAAGCAGCUCUCCAUGAAGCCAGGCAGAAAGUAGAGCAAGAAAGGAGGGAGAGGGAGGAGUUGGAUAGGAUGAUCGAGGAGAACCGGAGGAAAGUAGAGGAAUCUCAAAGGAGAGAAGCUCAGGAGCAGCAUCAGAAAGAGAUGGAGCGAUAUUUGGAGCUGGAACGGAUCCAAAAGCAGAGAGAAGAAGCCUUACGCAGGAAAAAGAUUGAAGAGGAGGAAGAAAGAGCUAAGCAGAUGAGAUAUUAGUAGUAAAGAAUAGGCACUGGUUUCGUGUUUGUGUUGUAAUGUGUUGCUCUCUUACAAAUGGGAGCAUUUAACUUCUCAGGGGCGCCUCUAGCUUCUGUGCCUGUUUGCGCUGAUAACUUUUUUCUGAAGUUCGCACAAUAUUAUUAGAGGGGAGAUAUGUUGACGUCUCCUUUUUCUGAAAGAUAUUUCUGCAGCAACUCUUGAGGCGAACUAUA
This is a messenger RNA of Triticum dicoccoides, 944 nucleotides long. RefSeq lists its product as uncharacterized. Gene Ontology annotation, cellular component: nucleoplasm; mitochondrion. Gene Ontology annotation, molecular function: cadherin binding. The transcript has 4 exons. Lineage: Eukaryota; Viridiplantae; Streptophyta; Magnoliopsida; Poales; Poaceae. Bases 1 to 729 code for a protein of 242 amino acids. The record is from RefSeq and is a predicted model, not a curated record.